Molecule: messenger RNA, 1493 nt
Organism: Papaver somniferum (opium poppy)
Lineage: Eukaryota; Viridiplantae; Streptophyta; Magnoliopsida; Ranunculales; Papaveraceae
Exons: 2
Coding region: 259-1185 (308 amino acids)
Source: RefSeq, a predicted model, not a curated record
ACAAAGUCCAUUCCUUUUGAACCUAAAACCCUCGACAUUUACUUAUUCUUCUCUUGAAAAAGGGAAACGAAAAUGUUCUCUGGAUAGGAUUUCAAUAAUAAACCCUAAAUUUCUCUCAGAACACUAACAUUUUCACCAGACUUAUGUAAUACAGUAGUUCAUUUCCUGGUUAAACUCAGUAAACCUCCUCAUAGAAGAAGAAUCAAAGCUUACAAAGUCAUAGGGUGACCUUGCAUCAUUCCAAACCUUUUUUCCACAAUGACAUGUGCCUGCAUAAGUCGGUAUCCAGUACUCCACCCAAGAGCAAUUCUACCUUUGGACUCUAGAUUGAGAUUUCGUGGUCGAAUCACCCGGCCUUAUCCCGCUGCUACCUCAACAACGGCUUCCUCAAGAUCAGGAUUUCUUUCAGCUGCUAUUACAUGUGAACUAAACCAGUCCAAUGUGUCCCAGAAGUCCGAGGAAUGGUUUGCCCUACGGAAAGAUAAGCUGACAACAAGCACGUUUAGUACGGCUUUGGGCUUUUGGAAAGGAAAUCGUCGUUCCGAGCUCUGGCACGAGAAGGUCUUUUCACCAGAUACCGAUUCAUUCAGCGCUGCUGCAAGGGCUUGCAUGAAUUGGGGUGUUGUUAAUGAGCCUGUAGCAAUUGAACGUUACAAAAGUAUAACAGGUCGAGAAGUUGACUUGUUAGGCUUUGCUACACAUACAGAGGAGCAGUUUGGAUGGGUAGGUGCCUCUCCCGAUGGAUUACUUGGGUCCUCCACAGAUGGUGGGAUAUUAGAGGUGAAGUGUCCGUAUAACAAGGGAAAGCCUGAACUGGCUCUACCCUGGUCAACACUCCCCUUUUAUUACAUGCCUCAGGUGCAGGGUCAAAUGGAGGUCCUGGAUAGAGAUUGGGUUGACUUGUACUGCUGGACUCAAAACGGAAGCACCAUUUUCCGCGUACAUCGUGAUCGGCAAUACUGGCAGUUGAUGACUGGGAUCCUGCGGGAGUUUUGGUGGGAAAAUGUAAUUCCUGCCAGAGAACUUUUGUUGCUUGGGAAAGAGCAGGAUGUUAAAGUUUACGAGCCGUCUUCAACACAUAGGCAAACUGGAUUGAUGAUUGUUAAAAGCUUGAAACUAGCUGCUGAAUCGGAAUUGCUAUGUAGGGAGAUUGCUGGUGAGAUCAACUUUUUCAAACCAAAAUGAUAUAGCUGAAUGAUUGGUAAGGGCUCAUUUCAUUACUUUUGUUAUUAUCAGCCAACAUCUUUCAACGACAUCUGUAUUGCACAGGGCAGGUAUAAUCUCAUUGUAGGUUUACGAUAUUCCAACUCCAAAAGAAUAUAUGAAUAGGUGAUAUUCCAUUCUUUAACAAAUCCCUUUGGUGUAUUUUUAAGUUGUGCCAAUCUUUAAGUUCAUGGCACUGUAUACUAUAUUGUCACGCUUACAUUUUUUAUGUUGUGUCUCAAGUAAUUUCUUUCCAAAAUACAACCCAUCAGAUGUGUUCUCUAUGAAAA